AACAUUUCCAAGGUUGACUGCCUUGGUGAAAAACAUCUAAUUAUUUUGACCAGUGCUUCUCACACAAUGACAAAACAAGCAUGAAGCAUGAAAUGAGUGGGUGGGUGGUUACUAAAGUUUGCAGACUUGCAUUAGGCUACUUGUGAUGUCUUAUAAAACAGUGUAAUGACAGUUAAACAAAAAUGUUUAUAUUCUGUACGUAUAUACAGCAUGUGUGUGUGUUCCCAGAAUUUUCCAACAGGUGGCAGCACUGCGUUUUAGAGUUUGCCAUGGAAAUCCAAAAGAACAAACAGACAGUGCGCAGAAGCAGUGUUGCCAAGUCCUCAGUUUUCCCACCGAAUUUUAACACUUUAACACUAUUGCCGCGGGUUGAAGCGAACCCAAUAACGUAAUAUUUAGCCCUUGGUAUGCUAAUUUUAUCAGGGGAAAAUCGUGUAUUUUUGUUCUAAUUUUGUGCUAGUUUUUAGUAGCAGUUUGGGCGGGGUUUGUUGUGAAAACCUGGCAACCUGCGCAGAAGACAGGAUUGCCAAAUCCGCAUUUUUACCGGAAUAUUUUUAAACGGGUUGUUUUUUGUAGUCUGCGGGUUAAAGCGAUCUUCCCUGUACGCUAUUUCGACGUAGGAAUACAGACGAAGGGUGAAACGGCGGUAAAAACAUUACCAGACUAGGUUUGGGAUAGUUUUGAUUGAUAGCAAUUGGGCUGGUUUUGUUUCGCACACCUGGCAACCCACAGGCUAAAGCUAAAAGGGAGGUUUUCAACUAUCGUGAAUGAAUGUUGUAUAUUUUCAGUCUGUAUGUGAAAGAUGAUCUCGAUUUACAGAGGUUACGGAUAUUAACCAGAACCAUAGUUCAAAUACGUAAUGAAUAGCAUUAUGUGUCCCGGUUUAUGGUUAAUUACAGUGUAAUAUGUUGGCAAAGAGUUUUUCACUGGCUCGUAAUCUGAUGCCCAUCCCACAACAGUCUACAAGUGAAGGUUAAUUCCCAUAGUCCUAGAGGUGAAACUCCACGUCUGUGACACACCAUGGAGUUUGUUGAAGUGGAGAUUGAUGACUUGAGCGAUCCAGAAACAUCCGUAAUGAAUGGUGAUACUGAUACUGAGGAACAAACAGAACGGAUGGAGGUCAAAGACCAAAGACGAGAGCUAAAUGAGAAGCAUCAUAACUUCAAAACUCAAAGAAAAUCCAAAAAGCGGCACACCUGCUCACAGUGCGGCAAGAGUUUCAGACUCAAAUUCCGUCUCAGAGAUCAUCUCUGGUGUCACUCUGGAGAAAAGCCAUUUAACUGUGAUCAGUGUGGUAAAAAAUAUUCCUCGUUAUCAAAUCUAAAACUUCACCUGAAAGUUCAUUCAGAUGAGAGGCCUUACUUAUGUUCUGUGUGCGGAAAGAGUUUCUCACGGUUGUACUCUUGUAGACUGCAUCAGAAAACACAUAAUGAAGUAAGAGAUCACGUGUGUUGUGAGUGUGGGAAGAGCUUUACUACAGUGGGACAGCUGAAACAGCAUCAAAGAAUUCACACUGGAGAAAGACCUUUCAAGUGCUCAUAUUGCGACAAGAGCUUCUCUCAGCCUGGAAACCUGAAAUCACACGAGCAAGUUCAUACUGGAGAGAAGCCGUACCAGUGUACUCAGUGCGGAAAGAGUUUCAAAUAUUCAAGAACUCUCAAUUAUCACAUGCGUGUUCACUCUGCAGAAAAGCCAUUUACCUGUGACCAGUGUGGCAAAGAGUUUAAUUCAUCAUCAGAUCUGAAAAACCACCUAAGAAUUCAUACAAAUGAGAGGCCUUAUGUGUGUCCUCUUUGUGGGAAGAGUUUUCCACUGUUGGUCAAUUGUAAUCGGCAUCAGAAAAUUCACACCGGUGAGAAAGAUCAUGUGUGUAGUGAGUGUGGAACGAGAUUUUUUUCACCAAGCCAACUGAAAUACCACCAAAGAAUUCAUACUGGAGAAAAACCUUAUAAAUGCUCAUACUGUGACAAGAGAUUCCCUCAGCUUUCACAACAGAAAUCACAUGAACGAAUUCAUACCGGAGAGAAGCCGUACAGCUGUACUCAAUGUGGAGAGAGUUUCAGACAUUCAAACUCUUUAGCGCUUCAUAUGAAAAAGCAUUUUCCACCAAGUCCAUCCAUUCAUCCAGUUAGUUAGUUUUCAGGUGCUUUGUGGACAUGACAAAUAUUUAUACAUUCAAAUAGCCAAAGUAAUUGCACGGUUUCUGCAAAACACGGUACUGAAGAAUAAAAAUGUGUAAGUAAAAGUCAAUAAAAUGAGUUUUUUUGGCAACAUAUAUGCUGUUUACAUAUAUAAGCAUUAUGGCACUGAAGCAAAUUUUUCUUCAGAUCCUGUGUUUUAAUUAAAAAUUUGAGAUUCAGAUAAAGUAAAUGUGUUAGUUACAAUAAGCUUGAGUUGUUUAAAAUCUGAACAGCUUAAACUUUGUAUUACAAACACUUCCUGUAUUCCUGUGAAUCGCCUGUUGUAUUCCUCAAUUUUAAUGUUUUCUGUUAUGUUGGGGGACAGAAAGUUUUGAGUCACUUGAAACUUACAUUUAUGUAUUUUUAUUGUUUGACUGAACGUCCCCUCAUUAAAGGAGAACUCCACUUCCAGAACAACAAUUUACAAAUAAUUUACUCAACCCCUUGUCAUCCAAGAUGUUUGUGUCUUUCU
This is a messenger RNA of Labeo rohita (rohu), 2652 nucleotides long. RefSeq names its product gastrula zinc finger protein XlCGF8.2DB. Lineage: Eukaryota; Metazoa; Chordata; Actinopteri; Cypriniformes; Cyprinidae. The transcript has 3 exons. The coding region runs from base 1021 to 2136 and encodes 371 amino acids. The record is from RefSeq and is a predicted model, not a curated record.